Messenger RNA from Amphimedon queenslandica, 1004 nucleotides. RefSeq lists its product as uncharacterized. Lineage: Eukaryota; Metazoa; Porifera; Demospongiae; Haplosclerida; Niphatidae. Bases 260 to 820 code for a protein of 186 amino acids. The record is from RefSeq and is a predicted model, not a curated record. The transcript has 2 exons.
UUAAUCACGUGACUCUCACCAUACUAGUAAUACAUGUCACGUGAGCAGAAACUGGGUCAAGCAACCUGCAAAGCACUGUACAGGGCAACUGAUAAAAGCCGGAAUAGAAACCAAAGAAACACGGAAAUGAAAUGAAACGGAGAAAUACGGAAACGGAAUCAGAUUAUCAGACUCAGUGCGCAUGCUCAAUUGCUCAUCAUUCAUCAAGUACUGAGUUUGUUCAUAGAUAUUAGAGUAAAUUUCAUUUACUCUAAUAUCUAUGGUUUGUUGGUGUUCUCGGUGGUGUUUAUCUAGCUUCUACCCUCUAUGUCUCAAAUUCUUAGGCUUCACAGACACAAGCAAGGACCAAAAGCUAAAAGGAGGCUAUUUAGUCAAGCCCGAGGAGAAGAGAAAGAGGAGUUUUCGAGUUUUAUUAAUAAUUGACUUGACAAAUGAUUCUUGCAGUAGUAACUCUUCAAGUGAUAGCGAAUCUUUGGAAAGUCUUGUUUUUUCUCCUGUGAAGCCAAAGAUCAAGGAGAGUCCUACUGAUCUCCUUAAACAGAUUAUUCCUAAUGUUAAUGAUGAUGACUAUCACGACACUACUGCAAGGUUCCUACCAGUUCUUGCUCGACCACUUUUAGGACUAAAUGUCAAUCAGUUAUUUACGUUAAUGCUUGGUAAAAUACCAGCUGAUUUUGAAUUGUUUUAUCAAAAAAGCAAUAAUAAUUACUUUAAAAAUAAAAUAAUAAUGUUGCUCCGUUUCGUUUCAUUUCCAUGUUUCUUUGGUUUCUAUUCCGGCUUUUAUCAGUUGCCACUGUACAGUGCUUUGCAGGUUGCUUGACCCAGUUUCUGCUCACGUGACAUGUAUCACUAGUAUGGUGAGAGUCACGUGAUCAACGAGUUUGCAGGGUCAAGCAACCUGCAAAGCACUGUACACGUACAUGGAUUGGAAACAUCACAGGAAGCCAAUAUUAAAAACUCCUGAAACGUCACUUCCUGUUAGUCAAAGGCUCUUUUCGGGAGAU